CAAAUUAACCUAGUUAUGAUUUGUUUUCUCUUCAUUUUUAAAGGUAUUUUCAAAAGAAAUAAUUCCAGACUGAUGGAUGAAAUUUUAAAACAACAGCAGGAACUUCUGGGCCUAGAUUGUUCCAAAUACUCACCAGAGUUUGCAAAUAGUAAUGACAAAGAUGAUCAAGUUUUAAAUUGCCACUUGGCAGUGAAGGUGCUGUCCCCAGAAGAUGGGAAAGCCGACAUUGUGCGAGCUGCUCAGGACUUCUGCCGGCUGGUUGCCCGGCAGCAGCAGAGGCCUGAGGACCUGGACGUGGACAUGUUGGACAGUUUGAUUAGUUCCAAUCAUUUCCCUGAUCCUGAUUUAAUAUUGAAGUUUGGUCCUGUGGACAGCACAUUAGGCUUUCUUCCCUGGCAAAUCAGACUGACUGAGAUUGUCUCUUUGCCUUCCCACCUAAACAUCAGUUAUGAGGACUUUUUCUCUGCCCUCCGCCAGUACGCAGCCUGUGAGCAGCGCAUGGGGAAGUAGUGAUCCCUGGUUGCUACUUUCAGGCUUUGGGAGAAGAGGACCUGGGGGACUCUGAUGUUUACAGACACCUGCGAAACGCUGUAUACACCUAGUUCAUAUUCCUCAUAAUUUAUCAGCAAACACAAAAAAGUGUCUUACUUGAGAUGAGUGUGUGUAUGCGCGUCUGCGUGCGUGUGUGCGUGCGUGUGUGUGUGUGUGUGUGUGUGUGUGUUUGUGUAAGGAAGUAAACUUAUAAAUGGGGGAUGUAUUGGAGAACAGUACAUAAACCUACACCUUGGAGGAAUCGCCACCGUCUUCGGAGCUGAGAUUUCAGAUUGGAAGUAUUCAGGCCCUGCCACUUCCCUGUUUUUGUGGGGAGUAGAGGGAUGGAUCAGAGCUGUUUUGAUUGUUGUUUGUGGGGGAAGGGAAUAAUUUUGUUGAGUCUUUCCUGGUGACCAAACUUUAAUUUUCAAGAGUAGUAUAUGGACUUAAUAAAUGGAAGUCUUCUCGUUUGACUGCGUUUCCCACGAGUGGAGUUGGGACCACCCAGGUUCACACGUGCCUCCGUGAUCAUUUCGGACUUCACUGUAGUCAGUGCAAUUUGAGAAUGUCUCUCAGGGGUCUUUGGGCUGUGAAGAACAUUUGAAGAAAGAGCUCUUUACUAUACUGAAAUGCAGAGUUGUAAAAAUUUAAAUAUUGAAUUAGGCAGUGAAAACCAAAAAUGAGUAAAUUGUAAUAGUAAAAGUAAAGGUGAAACUUUUCCUUAAAAAAGGAAACUUUUAAUUCCUUUUUUUGUUCGGUGCGUUGUGUGCUAUAUAGCAUCCAAAGUUAGUAAAAUAUUUUCAUUAACUGCUCUGAGCAUUUAAAAGAAUUUGGAAUAGCACUUUCUCCAAAAAUCAACUUGUUUCUCAUUGGGAUAACACCUGGAGUUUAUUCAUCAAACCCUUGUUGAGACUUUGCAUAAAAGAUGAAGGAAGAUUGAGGCCUAUGUGGGAAAUAAAAUAUUAACCAAAGUCUGCAAAAAUAAGUUAAUAUUCUCUUUUGUGACAGAGAACAGCUCUGGUUCUGUUACUUUAUAAAUGAAUCAGUCACUUCUUGGGAGGUGUUUAGUGUAUUUUCCCUCACUGCUGACCCUGGGACAGACACGUUCUUCAUAUUUGAUGGACUGUUUUCAGAUUGCUGUCGUAUCGCAAACCUCGCCAUCCAGAACCAUACACUGAGAGUGGAGUAGCCUGCGUACUCAGAAGUCUGAAAAGUAGCAGACAAAACUGGAUUCGGAAAAUAUGGUUUGGAAUUGCUUGUCAGAUUCUAAAGCGGUGAAGAAUAAAUGUUUCAAUUUUGGAUUAAAACCAUUUAUGAUUUUAAAACUACACUUGAAAUAAAAAUGAUUAAACUAAAUUUUGGUCCAGUGACAUUACUUUGCACUUCAUAGUUUGUAAUUUUUUAAGUCUUUAAUUUAUUUCCACAUUUUGUGUGAAGCUACAGCAUAUCCAAACUAUUAGAAACUUCCCGUUUCUGUUGUACUUAGCAGUUACAUCCCGUUAUUUU
Messenger RNA from Fukomys damarensis (Damara mole-rat), 2037 nucleotides. It is a transcript of the gene Nus1, whose product is annotated as NUS1 dehydrodolichyl diphosphate synthase subunit. Gene Ontology annotation, molecular function: ditrans,polycis-polyprenyl diphosphate synthase [(2E,6E)-farnesyl diphosphate specific] activity. Lineage: Eukaryota; Metazoa; Chordata; Mammalia; Rodentia; Bathyergidae. Gene Ontology annotation, cellular component: endoplasmic reticulum membrane; dehydrodolichyl diphosphate synthase complex. The record is from RefSeq and is a predicted model, not a curated record. Bases 16 to 510 code for a protein of 164 amino acids. The transcript is spliced from 4 exons.